CACAAAGUUUUGCUGGAUAAAAGUGUUUAAUUUAGUGUCAUGUAACCUUUGUUGCUAGAAUAAACAAAUAUGGCGGACGGUGUCAAACUUUAGGAAAAUUCAAUCUAUACCAGACAUUUGUUAUAUAUUUGGACAUUGUGUUUUGUUCUGAUUGACAAAAUGGGAGCAAAGAAGAAGGGCAAGGGCAAGAAAGGCAAGAAGGGAGGAAAGAAGGGGAAGAAGGGAAAGAAGUCGAAGGAGCCUCAGAUGACAGCACAGGAAGCCAUUCUGGCCUAUCAGAUCAAUGUGAUUGAGAAGAAGCUGGAAGAUGUGAUGUACGAAACCCGUGGCUGGGACGAGAAAAACAAGAGGCAUCUAGACAGGAAUGACAAGCUGAAGGAGGAGCAGGAAGUGCUGAUACGUCACCUGCUCAAGCAGGCCAAGGACGCUGACCGGCUGUUUGCUGGAGAGGAGAUCAAGAGCAAGGACGACGUAAUAGUCGUCAUGCAGGAGAAGUGGGCAAGGCAGCGCGCUAGGGAGCAACAGAUUGAGGAUCUGAGGAAGAAGAUUGCCCAGACGGAGGCUGAAAUAGCGGCGAUACAGAAAGAUGUGGACUACUGGACACGCUACAAGGACGACGGUCAGUAUGUACACGCCACCCAAAUACGCGCCCUUGAACAGGAGGUAGACGACAUGACAACCAGCUUCAACGAGAUGAAAGAGCCGCGGCUAAUUGCCCAUUAUCAUAGCCACCUGGACUCCAGUCUGGAGAAGACCAAGGCAGAGAUUGACAAGUUCACCAUCGAAAAGGAGGAGCUUCAUAAACACCAGGCUACACAGAAAGCUAUGAAUCAGAUGGACAAGUACAGCAGACAGGAAGUGUUGGACAAUGAUUGGCUGAAACGAGAGGUUGAGAUCCACAGGCGAGAGACCGAUGACCUUCGUAAAGAGGUCGAGGAAAUAGAGCGAGGCAAUCUGGAGAUCAUGGCUGACCUGUUCGAAUGCAAGAUUGAGGACCUCAAAAUAUCCAGGAACUUCUUCCUGACCCAGUUUGCGGAGGGAGAGAACCUUGACACGGACGGUAUCCUGGAGAUGGACUUGGCCCAGCUCUCUAUAGAUCAGCCAGCCAGGGACCAGCCUCUUGCCAUCAUGCCAGCACGCCCGCAGAGUGCCACCCACCGUGCAGUGCAGGACAAGGUGUUCUCCCUCAUACAGGCCUCCAUACAGAGUGAUGAGGAGGAUGACAGCGACACAUCUGUAAGCCACGGUGACGCUGACAGUGACGACACUGAGCUCCUUGACAACAUGUUUUAUGAAGAGGAAGACUGGGGGGACUACCUGCAGCUGGGUCCCCUGGAACUGAAGCUGUUGAAUGUGACGGGCACCCAGAUGACGAUCCACUCGCCCCCGACCUUGGACGAGGAGGAACUCAAGGUCAAGGACUGUAACCCUGAAGACUGGCCUGUCACCCAGCCCAUGCUCAAAGACUUGGUCACACCCAGGGGCCUUGCAACUUGAUGGUGGAGUGGUUGUUAGUUAACCCUGUACAGCUCAGAUACCUAUUGACUCUUUUGUAGUGCCUUAGAAAAUCAAGUUAAAUUAAAAACCUUUCUUAACAGAUUCAAUUUUUAAAGGUUUCAUUUCCAACCCUAAGGUACUGAGCAGCAAACAGCAUGAAACCUGAACAGACUGCGAGUGACUUGCAGGCUGUUCUGUUUUUUUGCUGGUUGCAUAUUGCCAUUUUCACUUUGCUUCUGAGUGGGAAAGGGUUAAGAUGUGAACUUACGGUCUUCAAAUGCAUCACAAACUUGACAAAUGCCAGAGGUCUUUUACAUUAAGAAUUAUAAAUUAAACUUUCUGAACAGUAACUUUCAUGCUGUUCAGUAAGAUGUGAACUGCUUGCUUUCAGGAUAUCUCUACCUGACACGUUUGACUUGUCUUACUGGAUCAACUGAGUCUGUAUUGUAGUUUUGUUUGUACUUUUAACAUGUUUACAUAAUCAACUAUUUAAUAUUUUUGUUUAAAGAUCUAUAUGAAAAACUGUAAACCAAAUAUAAGACAUAAUUUCAAUUUUCACUAUUUAAAUCUAAUAAGUCAAUAUGUAUAAUCAUAUGAAGAAAUAAAUCUGGAAAGCAUGUGUCGCGUUCUGAGAAAACUGGGCAUAAUGCAUGUGCGUAAAGUGUUGUCCCAGAUUAGCCUGUGCAGUACACACAGGCUAAUCAGGGACGACACUUUCCGCUUUUAUGGUAUUUUUCGUUCAAAGGAAGUCCCUUCUUACCAAAAAUCUUGUUAAGGCGGAAAGUGUCGUCCCUGAUAAGCCUGUGCGGACUGCACAGGCUAAUCUGGGACAACACUUUGCGCACAUGCAUUAUGCCCAGUUUUCUCAAAAGGCGACACAUAUGAUCACCAGAUUAUCCAGAAUACUGUAAUGCAUUUGAUGUGAUAAGACUGUUCUGUAGUGUGUGUACAUUAUUUAGGACAUAACUUGUGUUGCAUCUUGGUUGUUGACUAAUAACACAUUUUCACGUGACAUGGUGAGCAUUUAUAUUGUGAUUUAUUAUUAACAAUUAAACUAUCUUGUUUUGGA
Messenger RNA from Dreissena polymorpha, 2566 nucleotides. Its product is annotated as coiled-coil domain-containing protein 83-like. The transcript has 14 exons. Lineage: Eukaryota; Metazoa; Mollusca; Bivalvia; Myida; Dreissenidae. Bases 160 to 1497 code for a protein of 445 amino acids. The record is from RefSeq and is a predicted model, not a curated record.